CGUAUCAUGGUUUCACUUGAGCCGUAUUCCGAGAUUAUUUCUGACAUGCUGAGAAGGCAUGCCACACAUGCAGAUAUUUCCCAACAUCUUCAAAAUAUUGGCAUGGGACGCGGAUGUUCUGUGAUGAGUAUACGGCGGUUUUGUGAUGCUCAGAAUCUCAAGCGGGGAGUAUCCGACGCACAGUUGGAAAUUGAUGUUUCGACAGCAAUCACAGAGACUGGACCAACCUUCGGUAGAAAAAUGAUGACUGGCUACCUGGCGUCUAAAGGAAUUUUUGCUUCGGAACAUCGGGUUGGAAGAGCUCUGCGUGGAAUUCACAGGCCCUAUCAUGAAACGAGAUCUAGGGGUCUCCGAAACUUCAAUCCAGUGCCCUAUCAUGCUGCAUACAUGGGUCAUAAAGUUCAUUUAGAUCAGAAUGAAAAACUGGCAAUGUUUGGGGUGACCCAUGUUAUCGCUGUAGAUGGGUACAGCAGCAAAGUUGUAGCUUAUGCAACAAUGCCGGUAAAGAAUAAUCUGACUAUUUAUGAGGAAGUUUACAGGUCAGCUGUUGUCAACUAUGGGCUGUGGGAUCAGGUCAGAGUCGACCACGGCAAGGAAUUCUACUUGUCACUUUUUAUACAGGAAAUCCUUGCACCCUAUAGCAGGGCUAGACAUAAGGAUUUAGGAGGGCACAGCCACUUUGGCCUUGGCUAUUCAUAUUUUUUCUAGGGCACAAGGCCAUUAAGCCUGGGCACAAGGCCAAAAUCUGGAGUAAAUUAGCUAGUGUGCAGUGGUAUUGUUUUUUGUGAAGUCAUUGACAAAUUAAAAAUUUUAAUUUGA
This is a messenger RNA of Paramormyrops kingsleyae, 819 nucleotides long. Lineage: Eukaryota; Metazoa; Chordata; Actinopteri; Osteoglossiformes; Mormyridae. The record is from RefSeq and is a predicted model, not a curated record.